Messenger RNA from Chanos chanos (milkfish), 3766 nucleotides. It is a transcript of the gene zeb2b, whose product is annotated as zinc finger E-box binding homeobox 2b. Gene Ontology annotation, biological process: anatomical structure development; regulation of transcription by RNA polymerase II. The record is from RefSeq and is a predicted model, not a curated record. Bases 19 to 3696 code for a protein of 1225 amino acids. NCBI's taxonomy places the organism in Eukaryota, Metazoa, Chordata, Actinopteri, Gonorynchiformes, Chanidae. Gene Ontology annotation, molecular function: RNA polymerase II cis-regulatory region sequence-specific DNA binding; DNA-binding transcription factor activity, RNA polymerase II-specific. The transcript is spliced from 9 exons.
UCUGAUCCACUCUUAUCAAUGAAGCAGGAGAUGAUGGCGGACGGCCCCAGGUGUAAGAGGCGAAAACAAGCCAACCCAAGAAGGAAAAACGUGUUGAAUUAUGGGAAUGUGGUGGACACAGGUUCAGAGACAGAGGAAGAGGACAAGCUGAUGGUGUCAGAGGAGGACGGCAUGCUGAACGGGACAGGAAGCCCGGCCAGCCUGGCCAAUCAGGAGACUUCACCCCGCAUGGGCCACGGGCUGCUGACAAAAGACGAGGAUGAUGAUGAAAUGAGGGACAGCGGAGUGGAACACGUCUGGCAGGACAACGACCUGCUGAGCGCCUCAGUCGACGGUACUGAUGAAAUGAAAGAUGACUUUGACACUAUGGGGCCUGAUGCCACUCUAGAGACAGUUGGAAAUGGUACAGUGAAGAAUGCUGAUUGCAGUUCGGAGUUUGUGGAGUUCUUUGGGAAACGUAAGUUGGACGAAAGUGAGAGUCACACGGUCAGUAUAGAAGAAUACCUCCGGAGAGGAGACACGGCCAUCAUUUACCCAGAAGCCCCUGAGGAGAUCUCACGUCUGGGAACGCCCGAAGCCAAUGGACAGGAGGAGAAUGGUAAGAAUCCAGACAAGGACCUGCCACCUGGAACCCCAGAUGCUUUUGCCCAACUGUUGACCUGCCCCUACUGCGACCGCGGCUACAAGCGCUUGACAUCCCUGAAGGAGCACAUCAAGUACCGACAUGAGAAAAACGAGGAGAGCUUCUCCUGUCCUCUGUGCAACUACACGUUUGCUUACCGAACACAGCUUGAGCGCCAUAUGGCCACGCACAAGCCAGGGAGAGAUCAGCACCAACUGCUGAACCAGGGAGCUGGCAACCGCAAGUUCAAAUGCACAGAAUGUGGCAAGGCCUUCAAAUACAAGCACCAUCUGAAGGAACACCUGCGGAUUCACAGUGGGGAAAAGCCAUAUGAAUGCUCCAACUGCAAGAAGCGCUUCUCCCAUUCGGGAUCCUACAGCUCUCACAUCAGCAGUAAGAAAUGCAUUGGUCUGAUCGCCGUCAACGGCAGGAUGAGGAGCAGCAUGAAGACGGGCUCCUCCCCGACCUCUGCCUCGUCCUCGCCGACAAAUUCUGCCAUCACACAACUCCGCCACAAACUGGAGAACGGCAAACCCUUGGGCCUCCAGGACACAUCCAACCACCUGAACAUCAAAUCCGAGCCUUUAGAUUUCAACGACUAUAAGCUCAUGAUGGCUUCCCAUGGCUAUGGUACCCCUGGGCCCUUCCUAAACGGUGGAAUAGGGGGUGGUAGCCCUCUGGGCAUCCACAAUUCAGGACAGAGUCCCAUGCAACAUCUGGGGAUUGGCAUGGACGGCCAGCUGCUCGGGUACCCAUCUAUCGGGAAUAACCUGAGUGAGGUACAGAAGGUGCUCCAGAUUGUGGACAACACAGUGUGCAGGCAGAAAAUGGACUGCAAGCCGGAGGAUAUCUCCAAGCUCAAGGCUUACAUGAAGGAGCUGGGAUCCCAAAUGGAGGAGCAGAAACAGGGCCUGACCUCCCCAGGAGGUCCUCAGGUCGGUCUUCCAGUUGUCAGUCACAACGGUGCCACAAAAAGCAUUAUUGACUACACGUUAGAGAAGGUUAACGAAGCCAAAGCUUGCCUCCAGAGCUUGAACACAGACUCAAAGAGACAAAUAAGCAAUAUCAAAAAGGAAAAGUCCAACCACAUGCUAGAUUUAGGUACGGAGGAAAAGACACACGACAACAACAUAAUGUUUACAGCCUUUUCUUGCCAAUACUGCAAAGAAACCUUCCCAGGGCCAAUCCCACUGCAUCAGCACGAACGAUACCUGUGUAAAAUGAACGAGGAGAUCAAGGCAGUCCUGCAGCCCAGCGAAAACAUGACGCCAAAUAAGCCAGGAAUGUUCGCAGAGAAACACUCCUUGCUCCUCUCCUCCAUCAUUUCUGAUAAAGGGAUCACGAGCCCCAUCAACCCGUACAAGGACCACAUGUCAGUUCUCAAAGCUUACUUCGCCAUGAACAUGGAGCCCAAUUCAGAGGAACUACUGAAGAUUUCCAUAGCUGUCGGCCUUCCUCAGGAAUUUGUCAAAGAAUGGUUUGAGCAGAGGAAAGUCUACCAGUACAGCAAUUCCAGAACCCCUCCUUUGGACAGGAACAAUGUGGAGGUGGGCCUCCCUGCCACAAACCACACCCCCUCUAAAGACCCACUGGCAGUACGGUCCCCAGUGUCCCUGGUCAAAGCGGCAGACCGUAUCACCUCCCCUGCCAUAGCAGAGCUUCACAACAAUGUCAACAACUGCGACACUCCCCUCAGGCUCUCAAAAACCAACCAGUUUACUGGACCCAAACAGAUGGGCGAGAAAUUGGACCACUCUAGGAGCAACACUCCUUCUCCGCUAAAUCUCUCCUCAGCGUCCUCCAAAAACUCCCACAGUAGCUCCUACACUCCAAACAGCUUCACAUCGGAGGACCUGCAGGCGGAACCGUUGGACCUAUCGCUGCCAAAGCUUAUGAAGGAGCCCCAGCACAUUUUGACUGUGAAAAACAACAGACCCAAACCCAAUAGUGUUCCCUUAGACCACAGCCAUGUACCAUCUCCCCGCCAGCACUUGGAGGAGCCUUUGAACUUAGCUUAUCUGAAGAAAGACUUCGCUGGCCCCAACAGCAACGGCAACCUCAACAAAAGCACUAGCCCCAUUUUUGGCAUCAACCCCUUCACUGCCAAACCUUUGUACACGUCCCUCCCUCCGCAGAGCGCAUUUCCUCCUGCCACUUUCAUGCCCCCGGUCCAAGCAAGCAUACCUGGGCUGAGGCCCUACCCAGGCCUGGAUCAGAUGGGAUUCCUACCACACAUGGCUUACACAUAUGCCACCGGAGCUGCGACCUUUGCUGAGAUGCAGCAGAGGAGAAAGUACCAGCGAAAGCAAGGUUUCCAGGGGGAGCUGCUGGAGGUCACGCCAGAGUAUAUGUCAGGCCUGGAUGACAUGACAGACUCUGACCCCUGUCUGUCCCGGAAGAAGAUUAAGAAGACAGAAAGUGGUAUGUACGCGUGUGACCUUUGCGACAAAACUUUCCAGAAGAGCAGUUCCCUCCUAAGACACAAAUAUGAACACACAGGAAAGAGGCCGCACCAGUGUCAGAUCUGCAAGAAGGCUUUCAAACACAAGCAUCAUUUGAUAGAGCAUUCCCGCCUGCACUCUGGAGAAAAGCCCUACCAGUGUGACAAGUGUGGAAAGCGAUUCUCCCAUUCCGGCUCUUACUCUCAGCACAUGAACCACCGAUACUCCUACUGCAAGAGGGAGGCAGAGGAACGUGAAGCAGCAGAGAGAGAAGCCAGAGAGAAAGGUCACCUGGAACCCACAGAGCUACUCAUGAACAGGGCCUACCUGCAAGGUAUCAACACGGCAGGUUACGGAGACCCUGAAGAGCGGGAGGGGCUUCUGAGGAAUGGUAUCAACGGCGGCAUAAGAGAAAGACAGAAGGAAGUCGAUGGAACGUACACGAAGUUGGGAAGACGAGAGGAAGAUUUUGAAGAAGAGGAGGAGGAGAGUGAGAACAAGAGUAUGGACACGGAUCCGGACACGCUGCGAGACGAAGAGGAAAACGGAGAGCACUCCAUGGACGAUAGUUCGGUGGACGGGAAAACGGAAACCAAAUCUGACCAUGAGGACAAUAUCGAAGACGGCAUGUAAGGAACUACCACUGCAUUGAAGAAAAACAAGAAAAAGAAAAAAAAGAGAGAGAAAAAAAAAUCGCUUCCCA